Molecule: messenger RNA, 1661 nt
Organism: Cyprinodon tularosa
Lineage: Eukaryota; Metazoa; Chordata; Actinopteri; Cyprinodontiformes; Cyprinodontidae
Product: butyrophilin subfamily 3 member A3-like
Exons: 6
Coding region: 41-1420 (459 amino acids)
Source: RefSeq, a predicted model, not a curated record
AAGGAGACCUGAUACAGCUGAACAGAUUUUUGUCUUCAAGAUGGUCCAUAUGAUGCAAAGGCUAUCUUUCAAACUUCUGUUUAAAGAGGUUGUAAUUGCUGAAUUCAUGUUUGGCUUCUUUCUUCUGAUCCACACAAGCGAAGGUCAGUCGCUGCAGAAAAGUCAGCCUCAGCUGGUUACAGCAAUGGCUGGUGAGGAUGUUGUGUUGCCGUGUCACCUGAAGGCUCCCCUGAACACUGAUGAAUUAGCAGUGGAGUGGGGGAGACUUGACCUAAAUCCCAGAUUUGUGUAUCUGUGGUUCGACGGGAGUGAAUAUAAAGAUGACCAAAACAUCGCCUACAAAGGAAGAACAUCGCUGUUUACCGAGAGACUGAAAGAUGGCGACGUUUCACUGAGACUGACUGGUGUGAAACACUCUGACAAUGGUAGAUUCAGAUGCUACGAUCCAAAAGAGAUUGAACAAUAUUUUGUUGACCUUUUUAUUGGUUCAGUCUCUUCACCCAGAAUCAGUUUAGCAGGACUGGAUAACAGCAGCCUUGGAGUGAUGUUAGACUGCAGCUCUGCAGGCUGGUAUCCAGAACCUGAGAUUAUAUGGCUGGAUGGGGAGGGAAACAUCAUGUCCGUUGGAUCUACAGAGAAAACUAAAGGUCCUGAUGGCCUUUAUAGUGUCAGCAGCAGAGUGACUGUGGAAAAGAGACACAACAACAAUAUCACCUGUAGAGUCCAACAGAAAGACAUCAACCAGACCAGAGAGAAACACAUUUAUAUUCAAGAUGAUGUCUUUGGAGUCCGGUUCCCCUGCAUUAUGCCUCUUCCUCUUUCUUUAAAUGCUGUUUUGGGUCUCAGUCUUUUUCUGCUAUUUAUUAUUUUAAUCCGGAAAUGGCGACAAACUAAAAUCUUGAAAAAGAGGCUAAAAGAUGAAGUGAAUUGGGAGAAACAGUACCUCAUGACAGAAGAAAAAGACUAUGUGUUUAAGAAAAAGUCAGACCUUGUGGAGAAGUUAAGAAAGGGAAACCAGGAUCAGAGAAGCAUUGAUCAGCAGAUUGAAGCAUUAAUGAAGAUGUCAGCGGACCUGAAGGAACUGAAAGAAAGAUUGAGUGAUCAGAGACUGGAGGCAUGGAAAAUAUUUGAGGAGAAUGACAGGAGGUCUAGGGCUGUUGAGGAUGAAGUAACAAACACGAGAGAGAACAGGAUGGAAAAGAGAGCAAAAGGAUACUUUAUACUCAAAGAGAUCAUAACAGAGAGCAAUAAGAGACUGACUGAGAGUAAGGCAGAUAAUCUACAUAUGAAACUGAUAACAGAAAAACUGACUGAAAGAACAAGUCAGGAGGUUAAAAAACUGAAGGAGAGAAAACAGGAAAUAGAGAAUCAUGUAGUGGAAAUAGAAAAACAUCUUAAAGAAAUUGAGACAGAUAUGUGAUUAAGAAAUGAAUUAACUUGAAUAUUUUUACAACAUUAUGUGAGAAAAUAAACCUGUCCUGAAUGUUUAUUCUGCAUUUGUGUAUGUAUGAAGACAUACAUUUUUAUUUUAAUGGAAAUUAUAUCUAAAUAUUAUGAUAAAGCAUUGAACAUUCAAAAUGUAUUGUUUGAAAAAAAAUGGAAAGCAUUUUUCUUCAGAAAAUGAAGAGGCUGUGUUAUUUAUAAACACCUUUUCUAAUUAA